CUCCCUCCCCUCCUACCCCCGCCCCCCAGGAGCCAUGGGCAGUGCUGAUGCUCAGGUUCCUCCAGAUGUGCAGGAUUUUCUCCGGGGCCAUCCGGCGCUACAGUUGUGCCCUGGUGGGGCCAAGGUAAAGUGCAGGCUGACAGGCCAUGAGUUGCCCAGCCGACUCGAAGCCCUCCAGGCCUAUACCAGUGGUAAGAAGUAUCAGCGGCUGAUGCGCACCACCCAGACCUUUGACUAUGAAGAGUUUGAGCCACACAUUGUACCCAGCACCAAGAAUCUACACCAGCUAUUCUGCAAACUCACCCUUCGGCAUAUCAACAGACUUCCAGAGCAUGUCCUACGUCAUGUCCAGGGCCGGCGCUACCAAAAGGCACUGCACAAAUAUGAAGAAUGUCAGAAGCAGGGUGUGGAGUAUGUUCCAGCCUGCUUACUGCAAAAGAGAAGGAAACGGGAAGACUUGAUUGAUAAUGACCAGCAGCCCCGAAAAAAGGAUUUCUGGCAACCUGAAUCCAGUGAUGAAGAAGACCAGAGUGAUGACAGCAUGACUGACUUAUAUCCACCUGAGCUGUUCUCUGAAAAGAACCCAGGUGAAAAUGGAGAUGUCGCAGGGAGCUACUUAGACAUUGAAGACAACAAUACACAGCCUUCCAGAGAGAAUGGUAUUGUGGGCAGAGGAGAGAAGAUGGAGAUGGACAGGCCAAUAUGUAAUAAGAGGACAAAGGUGAGAGUGCAUCUGUCACAGCAAGUAACUAUCAGUACAUUAGCAGUUUUGGUCUUAAUGGAAGGCAGUGAAGCUUAGUGUAUAGAGACCAUUGCACCUGAAGUUGAGUAAUUAAUCAGUGGUUUACCUUUGCCACAAAUGAGCUAUGUGGUGGUAUGUUAAUCCCUUAACAGGACCAAUCUUCAACUACUAGAGUGGGAAAAAAUCUUAGAAUCACAGAUUUAGAGUAGAAAGGAGAUCAGCUGGCCCAAUCCCCUUAUAUUAUGGUCAUAAAAAUUGAAGUCCAGAGUGUUCAGUGACUGUCCAAGGUCACUCAGGCAGCCAAUAACUGGCAUCAAAUCAAAAUCCUCUGACUCAAAAUCCAGUGCUCUUUCCCCAUACUACUACACCAUUGCCCCUUUUGUCAGUUAGUGAAUAUUUAUUAAGCGCCUACUAUGUGCUAACUGCUAAAGAUAGAAAGGCAAAAGAUAAUUCCUUCUU
Messenger RNA from Gracilinanus agilis (Agile Gracile Mouse Opossum), 1201 nucleotides. It is a transcript of the gene SURF2, whose product is annotated as surfeit 2. Bases 35 to 799 code for a protein of 254 amino acids. The transcript is spliced from 5 exons. NCBI's taxonomy places the organism in Eukaryota, Metazoa, Chordata, Mammalia, Didelphimorphia, Didelphidae. The record is from RefSeq and is a predicted model, not a curated record.